Molecule: messenger RNA, 7664 nt
Organism: Phodopus roborovskii (desert hamster)
Lineage: Eukaryota; Metazoa; Chordata; Mammalia; Rodentia; Cricetidae
Gene: Sik2
Product: salt inducible kinase 2
Exons: 16
Coding region: 184-2964 (926 amino acids)
Biological process (GO): intracellular signal transduction; microtubule cytoskeleton organization; protein phosphorylation
Cellular component (GO): cytoplasm
Molecular function (GO): tau-protein kinase activity; ATP binding; protein serine/threonine kinase activity
Source: RefSeq, a predicted model, not a curated record
CAGCGCCGGCGCGCGCCUGGCUGGGCCCUGUGGGGCGGGAGGGAAGCAGCGCCGGAGCGAGCACCGCGGUCGUCGCCCAGAGCCCAGCCGCGCCGCCCGCCGCCCUCCUGCCUGCUCAGCGCCGCUUCGCGCCGGCCCGCUCGUUCGCGCUCCAGUUGCGGUGUCCUGCAGCGGGGGCCCAGCAUGGUCAUGGCGGAUGGCCCGAGGCACUUGCAGCGCGGGCCGGUCCGGGUGGGGUUCUACGACAUCGAGGGCACUCUGGGCAAGGGCAACUUCGCCGUGGUGAAGCUGGGGCGGCACCGGAUCACCAAGACGGAGGUGGCUAUAAAAAUAAUAGAUAAAUCUCAACUGGAUGCGGUAAACCUUGAGAAAAUCUACCGAGAAGUACAAAUAAUGAAAAUGCUUGACCAUCCUCACAUAAUCAAACUUUAUCAGGUAAUGGAGACCAAAAGUAUGUUAUACCUUGUGACAGAGUAUGCCAAAAACGGAGAAAUUUUUGAUUAUCUUGCUAAUCAUGGCCGGUUAAAUGAAUCUGAAGCUAGGAGAAAAUUCUGGCAAAUUCUGUCUGCUGUUGAUUAUUGCCAUGGCCGGAAGAUUGUGCACCGUGACCUGAAGGCUGAAAAUCUCCUGCUGGAUAACAACAUGAAUAUCAAAAUAGCAGAUUUCGGUUUUGGAAAUUUCUUUAAAACUGGUGAACUGCUGGCAACGUGGUGUGGCAGCCCCCCUUAUGCAGCCCCAGAAGUCUUUGAAGGGCAGCAAUAUGAAGGACCACAGCUGGACAUAUGGAGCAUGGGAGUUGUUCUUUAUGUUCUUGUCUGUGGAGCUCUGCCUUUUGAUGGACCAACUCUCCCUAUUUUGAGGCAGAGGGUUUUGGAAGGAAGAUUCCGGAUUCCAUAUUUCAUGUCAGAAGAUUGUGAACACCUUAUUAGAAGGAUGUUGGUCCUAGAUCCUUCCAAACGGCUAAGCAUAGCUCAAAUCAAGGAGCAUAAGUGGAUGCUCAUAGAAGUUCCUGUACAGAGACCUAUUCUCUAUCCACAAGAACAAGAAAAUGAGCCAUCUAUCGGAGAAUUUAAUGAACAGGUUCUGCGAUUAAUGCACAGCCUUGGAAUUGAUCAGCAGAAGACUAUUGAGUCUUUGCAAAACAAGAGCUAUAAUCACUUUGCUGCCAUUUAUUUCUUGUUGGUGGAACGUCUGAAAUCACAUAGGAGCAGUUUUCCUGUGGAGCAGAGACUUGAUGGCCGCCAGCGCCGGCCUAGCACCAUUGCGGAACAAACAGUUGCCAAGGCACAAACUGUGGGACUCCCAGUGACCUUGCAUUCACCGAACGUGAGACUGAUGCGAUCUACCCUCCUCCCACAGGCAUCCAAUGUGGAAGCCUUUUCAUUCCCAACAUCCAGCUGUCAAGCAGAAGCUGCCUUUAUGGAGGAAGAGUGUGUUGAUACUCCUAAGGUAAAUGGCUGUCUGCUUGACCCCGUGCCCCCUGUCCUGGUGAGGAAGGGAUGCCAGUCACUGCCUAGCAAUAUGAUGGAGACCUCCAUCGAUGAAGGGUUGGAGACAGAAGGAGAGGCCGAGGAAGACCCCAGUCAUGCCUUUGAAGCUUUCCAGGCCACACGGAGUGGGCAGCGACGGCACACUCUGUCAGAAGUGACUAACCAAUUGGUUGUGAUGCCCGGGGCAGGGAAAAUUUUCUCUAUGAGUGACAACCCCUCCCUUGACAGUGUAGACUCUGAGUAUGAUAUGGGGUCUGCCCAGAGGGACCUGAACUUUCUGGAAGACAGCCCUUCCCUGAAGGACCUCAUGUUAGCUAAUCAGCCUUCACCCCGCAUGACAUCCCCUUUCAUAAGCCUCAGACCUACCAACCCAGCCAUGCAGGCUCUGAGCUCACAGAAACGUGAGGUCCACAAUCGGUCCCCUGUGAGCUUCCGAGAAGGACGAAGAGCGUCAGACACUUCCCUUACCCAAGGAAUUGUAGCAUUUAGACAACAUCUUCAGAAUCUUGCUAGAACCAAAGGAAUUCUGGAGUUGAACAAAGUACAAUUACUCUAUGAACAAAUAGGAUCAGAGGCAGACUCUAACUUAACAUCAACUGCUCCUCAGCUCCAAGACCUCUCGAGCAGCUGCCCUCAGGAGGAAGUCUCUCAGCAGCAAGAAAGUGUCUCCACGCUCGCGGCCAGCAUGCAUCCUCAACUUCCUCCACAACAGAGCUUGGAAACCCAGUACCUACAGCAUCGACUCCAGAAGCCUAAUCUUCUGCCAAAGGCCCAGAAUACUUGUCCAAUAUAUUGUAAAGAACCACCUCGGAGCCUGGAACAGCAGCUGCAGGAACAUAGGCUCCAACAGAAGCGACUCUUCCUGCAGAAGCAGUCUCAGCUGCAAGCAUAUUUUAAUCAGAUGCAGAUAGCAGAGAACUCCUACCCUCGACCAAGUCAGCAGCUGGCUCUUCCCCACCAGGAGACUCCACCGCCAUCCCAGCAGUCCCCACCAUUCAGCCUGACCCAGCCCCUGAGCCCGGUCCUCGAGCCCUCUUCUGAGCAGAUGCAAUUUAGCCCUUUCCUCAGGCAAUACCCGGAAAUGCAGUUGCAGCCCCUGCCCUCCACACCCAGCCCCCGAGCUCCACAUCCCUUACCCUCACAAUUGCAGCAGCCACCCCCUCCAUCUCCUCCUCCUCCACCUCAGCAGCCAGGAGCUGCUCCAGCCCCCUUACAGUUCUCCUAUCAGACUUGUGAGCUGCCAAGCACCACCUCCUCUGCACCAGACUAUCCUGCUCCCUGUCACUAUCCCGUGGAUGGAGCCCAGCAGAGCAACCUCACAGGCGCGGACUGUUCCAGGAGCUCAGGGCUUCAGGAGGCCCCAUCUAGCUAUGACCCGCUGGCCCUCUCUGAGCUCCCUGGACUCUUUGAUUGUGAAAUGCUAGAAGCUGUGGAUCCACAACACAAUGGAGUGGCUUGUCCUAUCAGCAGAUGAAUGCACUAAGCACAAAGCGUCUUCCUUAAAGCACAAGAAGAGAGCUACUACACUGAUGCUGCAUCUAGAAACACCUAUAAGUUGCCUUUCCUCUCUGUAGUAAGUGUCCAGGCAGGCGAGGGAAGACUAGGCAUGGGAAGUCUACGGAGAGCCAUCCUGGCCACCAGCCCAGCCCCUGCCAGUGCUGGUGAUUCGAGUGAGCUAGCAUCUUUGAGGCUGGCCAGAGACUGUAGUUAUUGGGCCCCAACUGGUGCCAGGCUGCUUUGCAAAUGCGCUCUGCUUGGAAUUGGGCUGUGGGUAUCAGCAGGAAUGGAUAUCAGGAGGGACUGUCAUUUUGUGAUUGAAUAACUGAAAAUCCAGUAAGGAUAAAUUGUGUUUCUUUUAUUGAUUCUGUUCCUCCUCUUGCUUAAGAUCGAUGAUUUUGUAAGAUAAAGGACAUCAUUGCAUUUGAGAGAUCAUUUCAUUAAGAUCUCUAACAUGUCUUAACGCUUUGCAAAAUAAGCCAGCUAUAAAAUGGGGCUUGAUCUGUUUAGAUUGGAGGAGGAUGUUUUCCCAAAAUAUACUGCAGAAGCGCUAUAAUAGUGACGGAAUGAAAAUGCCUUCCAGAUUGAAAAUGGGGGCCGCUCAUUUCAGGACUGCAGGAACAGCACCGCUACAGAUUGGCAUAAACCCCUGCCCCCCAACAGGGCUGUGAGCUGCUUAGCCCAGGAGACCUAGCAGCUAUGGCAGGACAGUUAGGCGACAGAUGAGGGGCUGCGGAGAGGCUGUCAGAAGGUUAAAGGCUGCAGAGAGAAGCCGGGAGCACCCAUCAACAGCCAGCCUGCUAGGCACUGACACACAGAGCGGAGGUGAGGACAGUCGCCUGGUGAAGAAUACCAUCAUGCUGGAUCCUGUCGUAAGCUCCCGUUUGCUCCUCUCACUCCUUCCAAAUAGAAAUCCCUAAUUCCGUGGCUAUCUUUACUUCCUGAGAUGGAAGCUGGUGAGCACAGAUGGGCUGUGGUGGUCAGCUCACCUGAUUACUUCUGUUGCUGUCUCCUAACUAGUGACCAUGGAAGCUUCCAAGCCAUUUCUCCUCCCAAGUACUAAAGUAACACUAAGACGGCUCAGGCGCACUCAUGCUGUGAGGCAGCUCUGAAAUACUGACAUGCUCGCCUGUCAGUUCACAUCAGCAGUGUGUACACUACUGUAUAGUAACCCUUGGCUUUGUUAUCUUGUAAACCAGCCUCUUCAAAGAGACUGAUGAUUCAAACAUGAGGGAAAUUUUUUCAUUCGGCAAAAAGUGCAAUAUGUGUGGUACUUUUUUAUUUUUGUUUAUGGUCUCUUGUUAUCCAGGUAUCACUCUCUGCUCUGGGGGAAAUAGAUUAGUUCUGCAGUCUCGAGUUGGACAAGUGUGUCUCUAGUAUUUACAUGCAACUGGCAUGCUGGUCCCUGUAAGGCAAAUAGAGGGUGUUAAUGCAACAGGAAGAUACCAGGUUGUGGGCUCCUACUCCUCUAUUCCCAGGGAGCUGCCUGACCCGUGCCAGCCCUCACCCUGCCCUGACCUGGCCUGCCUGGGAACCUGCCACCUUGGGAACAAACCCUCCAGAAUCUACCCAAUGGGAGACAAUGAGGACCCAGGAAGAGCCUUUGGAACUGAUGUGAGGCAUGAGAGGUGGCCUGAGCAAAGCCUUUUGCUUUGUGUCCUAGGAAAAGGAAAGCCAGGAUCCCAUCAGCCUGUGAUGAUGCACGCCUUUAAUCCCAGCUCUCGGGAGGCAGCAACAUUAGAAAGCCAGGGUCCCUCUAUCUCAGAAAUCAAGAUCAGAAGUGUUUAAAUCCUGUCCUGGUGUCAGGGUGGUAGGACUUCAGCCUUUUCCUGCCACACCCGGUCCUAACUUGUAUAAUUGAGUCUUCACUGUUCUAGGGCCCGUACCCCAUACCCCCCCCCACAGUCAACCCAACCUGUGGAGUGACACCCUCUGCCCUACCCUGGAACUCCAAUAACUAGGAUACUCAGCAAGGAUUCAUCAUAGGCCUCUCUACCUCUACCCCAGGAGCCAUUAUACCUAAGGCAGGGAUACUAAGACUGGGAAAAGGACUGUGUUCUCAGCUGGAAAGUGACACAGUGAUGAGUCACAAACUGAAGGAACCCAAAAUGACCAGCUGAUCAAAGGCCCCAGGUGCAGCAGCAGUUCAAGACAUGGAGACUCAGUAGGCUCGCCUUUCUCUGUGGGGUACUCUAGCCUCUAAAGAAGCCCACUUACAUAUAUGAGGACCAGUCUCUCUGCUGUUAGACUUUUACACUCACAUCAGUAGUGGCUUAGGCUCUCUACUGGUUUAAAGAAAAUUCACUCAAGUGACUUUUUCACAUUCCUCCUCCUUUAGAGACAAUAUGUAGUGUCAUUUGAUGACACUGAUCCCACUGGGCAGUUGCAGAGUCCCUGUGCCAGGGCUGACCUUUGCUGCAUUUGUACCCCUAAGCUGGGCUGCCUCUACUGCCUCCUCGGAAGCCACCCGAGCCGUUCGGUCUCUCUGUGCCUAGACAUCAAAGGUAAAAACUGGAGAACAGGUAGUAAGUUGGAGUCAUUGCUCAGGCAGGGAUCUUUAUCAUUUUGUUGCUUCUGGAAAUUUUUUUACAGAGCUUACCUUCAUAGUGAUUUGUGGGAGACAAGAACAGUAUCAUCAUCAGCCUGUUUCAACACUGGACAAAAACACACUUCAGUACUUACACACACACACACACACACACACACACACACACACACACACACACUCUCCCUGGCUGGGGUCCCAGAGAAGUGAGAGCCUUUGCCACCUGCCCUUGGUAGCAAAUGGAAUGAGGCAGUGACCCUUAAAGGGUCCUUUUGACCCUUAAGUCUUUGAUCUCCCAAUAUCUUCCCACUUAUUUGUUUAGCCAUUUUUACCCAGUUACAAUUACCUAGUUGAUUCUAGAAGACUCCCAGCCUUCAUAGUUGCAACCACAUCUUAUGUCUACAUUAUAUCUGAGCAGAUUUGUGUCAUGUGGCAUGGGUUGACAGAUAGGGAUACUGCACCAUAGCUUAACCAAGGGUAUUCUUGCAGGGCCUGCCCUCUCAGCUCGCCCAUCCAUGUUCACGGCAGCACACCAAGCACUUUCACAAGCGCUCUCCCAAUUCUAUGUGAAGUUAGUGAGAGAUAACCCCCCCAUAUUUCUUGUAGCUGAGGAGAGCAAUACUCUCAAAGGGUACAUGACUUAGCUGAGUUCAUAGAGCUCAGACAAGCACCUUUGUUGCCUGGCUUUGCUCCUUGUUGGAGCCCUGUCCCACAGCCCCUCCCCUUCAGUAGCACCUCUUUGCAUAAGCAGAUGGCUAUGUAAACAAGGCCCUGCCCAGAUGGCUGCACCCUCCACCUGACAGCUGCCUGGCUUUAAGUGCCCACUGCAGUUACCCAGGUGACCUCAGUAAACGAGGAGGGGGAGACAGACACCACAGAUUGGCCUUCUUACUGUCCAAUAAAUCAAAGAAAUUUAGGCUUAAAUUAAGGAGGUUUGUUUAUUAAAUGUAAUCCAGUGCUUUUUCAGAAUGUAUUGGAAGGACACACUCCUCCCUGAUUGCCAGAGGGCUUCCUUAGUCAACAGUCAACCCCAGAGAAAAUGGAUGCCCAGAGAAUCGUGAACUCAACCUUUAUCCUAAAGGGAUAGUGUGUAGAACAUAUUUCUCUUUUCCAUUCCUUUUUUUUUUUUUUUUUUUUUUUUCUCGUUUCUUUCCUUCAUUUCUUUCUUCCUUCCUUUCUUUUUUUAAAUGGUCUGAAACAGAGUGUCACUAUGUAGCUCUGACUGUCCUAGAAUGUCCUGGUUUACUAUGUAGACCAUGCUGGCCUGGAACUCACAGAGAUCAGCCUGCCUCUGCCUCCAAAUGUUGGAAUUCAAGGUAUGUGUCUCUACCACCCAGGACAUUUCUUUACAAUUAAGUCCUAACAAUUAAGGCUCUAUAAAACACUUUCAGGACUACAAAAUGGUAAUGUGCUUUGAUGAUAGAAUGCUAGGUCUUUUCAGAACCAAAAUGGGUGAAUAAAGGUAGUUUUAAAAAUAGAAAUACAAACAUCCUGGUGGAUAGCGUAAUGUUACAUUGCCAAGUGCAGAUGACUGACACCUGCAUGCCCAAGAUUUGCUCAGUCAAGAAAAUCCAAGUGGUUAAACAUCCCCACUACCCGUGGUUUUUGUUUUGGUUUGUUUGGUUUGGUUUGGUUUAGUUUUAAUGCCUCUACCAGAAUCUGGGAAGGAGAAAGCAGCAGAAAAAAGGAUGUUGGCUUGGCUUUGGGGACUGCAGUGUUUAAGAAGGGAAAGUGGUAGAGAUUACUUGCACUUUGUAGAAAGGCAAGGCCAUUUGCUUAUUGCAGAAAGGGAGGGAGUGGUCUUGCUGGAUUCAGCUUGGUCUGUGAGUUAUUUUAGAUAAACUUAACCUGAUUGUAGUUAAUUUUUUUUUCUGUGUGCUUUUUAAUUACUAAGAAAAAAAUUGGUGACUUUGAUAGCUUUGGUAUUUUGAGUGCAAAUCCUAAUAGCUCCACUGUGGAAAAUCAAAGUGUAACCUGCCACUCAGUGUUAGAAAAUUGCCUAAAAUGCAGUUUAAUAAAUGAUCUUUGUACCAAAUGGUAAUUUAGAUGGAGUAAUUUUCUGCAAGGAAAAUGUACUGUCUUUAUGUUUCCAACCCUCCUGAAUUAAAAUAAAAACACCUUGUUUUCUAAAA